Molecule: messenger RNA, 1488 nt
Organism: Pogonomyrmex barbatus (red harvester ant)
Lineage: Eukaryota; Metazoa; Arthropoda; Insecta; Hymenoptera; Formicidae
Gene: Hmgcl
Product: hydroxymethylglutaryl-CoA lyase
Biological process (GO): L-leucine catabolic process; ketone body biosynthetic process
Molecular function (GO): hydroxymethylglutaryl-CoA lyase activity
Source: RefSeq, a predicted model, not a curated record
UAAUGCGUAAAUGAGAGAAAAAAAUCGUUUAAGUAUUUCGGUUUAAAUUGAGCGCGUCUGAUCUUAUCAAAUUAAUCAAAGCCAAGGUCAUGGCUGCUCUCUUUCGACAGCAUUAAUGUACAAUUUGUAAAUAGUGUAACAUAUUUUUAAGUAACACACAAUUUUAGUUUCUUCAUUUUCUACAACGCACGAUGAUGAAGUUACUUCCGAGACGAAUGACAUUGCAAUUGUCAUCGCGUGUUUACGCCCGAAACUACGCGACGAAACAGCCCAGCGAUUUUGUAAAAAUAGUGGAAGUAGGACCACGAGAUGGCUUGCAAAAUGAGAAGAACAUCGUGCCCACCGAGGUGAAAGUCAACUUUAUCAACAGAUUGUCAGCGACCGGGUUAAAAAGCGUUGAAGUUACGAGCUUUGUUUCUCCAAAAUGGGUUCCUCAGAUGGCAGACAAUUUCAAAGUUUUUAAAAAAAUCAACAAGAAAGAUGGGGUGUCAUAUCCAGUGUUGGUGCCAAAUCUGAAAGGCCUGGAAAGUGCUGUCACAGCAGGAGUGAGAGAGAUUGCUAUAUUUGCUGCUGCAUCAGAGGCUUUUUCCAAGACAAACACCAAUUGCUCCAUUGAGGAGAGUAUUAGAAAUUUCAGAAUAGUCAUAGAAGAAGCAAAGAAACAUGAUAUUAAAAUCCGAGGUUACAUAUCUUGUAUCGUUGGUUGUCCUUAUGAAGGUGAAACUAAACCGGCGAUUACAGCACACAUAGCUUCGUUAAUGUUAGAACUUGGAUGCUAUGAAAUAUCUCUAGGUGAUACCAUAGGUGUAGGGUCACCAAGGAAAAUCAAACGUGUCUUGAACGAACUUCUUCUUCUUGUCUCAAAUGACGCGAGUCACUAUGCAUUGCACUGUCACGACACUUACGGUCAAGCCUUGGUAAAUAUUUAUGAGGGUCUUGAAAAAGGAAUAAGGAUCUUUGAUUCUUCAGUUGCAGGACUUGGUGGAUGCCCAUAUGCUGCUGGAGCUUCAGGAAAUGUUGCCACUGAGGAUUUAUUAUAUUUUCUGCAAGGACAAGGUUUGAACACUGGUGUAAACUUGGAUGAAAUAGUAGAGAUUGGAGAUUACAUUAGUAAACAAUUAGGUAGAACGAAUCAAUCGAAAACUGGAGUAGCUAUGCUUGCCAAGAAAAAUCGUCAAAAAUGCUAAUGAUAUUUGAAGAUGCUUUUCAGCAGAAAUUAUUUGACAAUCGAAUGAAAGGAUUUGGGAUUUGAAAAAUUCUGCAUUUGCCAAUUGAUAUAGUUAUGAUCAUCUGUUAUCAUCUGUGUUCUCUUGCUGAAGUCCUAAUAAGCUCACGAUGAAACCAAAGCAUUUUACAUUUCAAAUAACGAUUAUCGAACUUAUGUAUAAGUUUUUUAAUAUUUUUAUAUAUUUAUACGAAUGAUACUUUGUACAAAAUGAUUGUAUAUGCAAACUUUAUACAUAUACACAAAUAUGCAACUGUAAAAUA